AUGGCUCGAAGGAUGCUCCAAGUUUUCCUAUCACAGCUGAAAACAGAUGAUGGGAAGUUGUCUCUGGAGGAGUUUCAGGCCUUUUUCUCAGAUGGGAACCUCAACGAGGAGGAACUUGAGAAGCUGUUUCACACUAUCGACUCUGACAACACCAAUAAUGUGGAUACUAGAGAGCUGUGUGAUUAUUUUGCGAAUCAUAUGGGCGACUAUGAAGAUGUCCUCUCUUCAUUGGAAACACUCAAUCUGUCUAUCUUGAAGGCCAUGGAUUACACCAAGAAGGUGUAUGAGAAGGGCACCAACGUUGACCAGUUUGUAACACGUUUUUUGCUGAAGGAGUCGGCCAAUCAGAUCCAGUCUCUUCUCAGCUCCGUGGAGAGUGCCGUAGAUGCCAUAGAUGAGCAGACUAAUCCGAUCAGACACUGCUAUAAGGGAUCAGGAAUGACCGAUGGGUGGCAUGAAGAUCCUCUACCUACUUACCCUCCAACUAGAAGUUCCACCAAGGACCUGAGGAAGAGCGUAAAGAGCAGCUGCUCAGAUGUGAAAGAGGAAGGUCUAGAGGCGCAGAUUAACCGACUGGCCGAGCUGAUCGGGAAACUGGAAAAUAAGACGCUCUCCUUUGAUUUGCACCAGAGACUUUCUGACAAUGAGAAUACAUCUUCAAUGUACCUUUACUUGGUGCGACAGGAAAUGCAAGUUUCCCAGAAAUUUGUGAACGACUUUUGCAGUUCUCUGAAACAAUAUCUAAAAAAUGUAUCAGGACAAGGAGAAUGCUUCCAUGUAACUGCUGUGCGGAUACCAGAUACCAAUACUUUUAUUGUCUAUGAAUUCUGGGAGGAAGAGGGGGAGUGGAAGAGGCAUCUUCAGAGUGGACCCUGUAAAAAGUUCCAGCAUGUAAAGGUGGAUACACUGACCCAGCCAGAAUCCAUCUCUGCAAUGUUUGUGCCAGCUGCUUGGUGCACCCUUGGUCGAGAUUGACUGUACCGCUUGUGAAGUUGAGCAGAGUCUGGUUGUGGCAUCGUUGGCUCUCCGAGCAGUGUAUUUCACCAGGAGCCUUCAAAAACCUUCUAGAUGAGAUGUGUCUCCUCCUGAUGACUUUGUUCCAAGUGCUGUCUCUUAAAUCCACAUAGUGGGGAAUGUAUUUGCUUGUGAAAAAGGGAAAUCUUCCUAGAACCAAUAUCCCACUUUUGAAAUGCCUCAAAAAAUAUAUUUAACAUGAGUAAAGGAACUUUGAGCAACAAGAGAACCUAGGGGAUAUCUAAUAGGGCCGUAGCACAGAUCUCUCUUGUGCAUGCAUGAUGAAACCUCUUGCAUUUGUACUUUACCAUUGUUGUAGAUAGAUUUUCUCUGGAAGGCAAUACUUAGAGUAGUAAAUAUUUAGGAGAAAUACAAGUGAGCCAGCUGAAAAUAUUAACUUUUUACAUUACUGGCCUCUAGUUUUGGAACGUACACACCGUUGUGGUAGAUAUGUUCAUGUUUUUAGUUCAGGUUGUACCAUCCAUCUGCCAACAUUUUCUCUCUGGUUCCCCUGGCGUCAUCCAGUGAUGUAUGGCUAGAUGCAAAGGGCGAAUAAAGGAGCUGGUACUAAAGUUCCUUACAUCCUGGAAUGAUAUGCAGGAAUGUGGAUUUUUUCCCCUCUCUCUGUCAUGUUUGAUAUUCUAUAACUCUGUAAACUGAUCACUAUUCGUAUGGGUUUUAAUAGUGCAAUGCAACUUGCUAGAAAAUGUCAUUCCAAAGGAAUUGUACAGGCUAUGUACAGCCAAGA
Messenger RNA from Bufo gargarizans (Asiatic toad), 1762 nucleotides. It is a transcript of the gene NECAB2, whose product is annotated as N-terminal EF-hand calcium binding protein 2. Gene Ontology annotation, cellular component: cytoplasm. The record is from RefSeq and is a predicted model, not a curated record. Gene Ontology annotation, molecular function: calcium ion binding. The transcript has 12 exons. Gene Ontology annotation, biological process: regulation of amyloid precursor protein biosynthetic process. Bases 1 to 975 code for a protein of 324 amino acids. NCBI's taxonomy places the organism in Eukaryota, Metazoa, Chordata, Amphibia, Anura, Bufonidae.